AUGAAUCAAACACAAUCAUACAUGGACGUACAUACGUCCCACUUUUCUUCACCUCAGCCCUACGGCUCGCAUGGGGCGACUGCUGGUGGAAUGGUGCCAUACUCGCAUUAUCAGCAGCCGCCGCCUCUUCUUCCACCUGGUUCUGCCGGUUAUCCAUCGACCCCAGGCUCUUAUUCUUACCCAUACUCGAAUGGUGUUGCUUCAACUACACAGCCUGCAUCUAAUUCUAUUAGCAGUCAGGUACCGGCUCAAAUAUUGCCAUUACCAGCCAUGACUAGCCAUACUGUAACACCGCAUGGAUAUGUUAGCGGAGCAGCGCAAUCCCAGCAGAACGCUGUCCAUGAUCCAACUGGCCAGACUUGUCCACCAGGAGCAAAGCCGAGAGUAACGGCAACAUUGUGGGAAGACGAGGGUAGUUUAUGCUAUCAAGUUGAAGCUAAGGGUGUAUGUGUAGCCCGACGAGAAGAUAACCACAUGAUUAAUGGUACUAAGUUGCUAAAUGUUGCUGGUAUGACUAGAGGUCGUCGCGAUGGAAUCCUGAAAAGCGAAAAAGUCCGUCAUGUUGUCAAAAUUGGCCCUAUGCAUUUAAAGGGUGUUUGGAUUCCAUAUGAAAGAGCUCUUGAUUUCGCCAACAAGGAGAAAAUCACCGAUUUGCUCUACCCAUUGUUUGUUCACAACAUAGGUGGUCUUUUGUACCACCCAGCAAACUCCAACCGAACCAACAUGGUUGUUCACGACUCGCAACAACGUAGACUUGAAGGCAGCCAGACCGCUCGAACUUCUCAAGGACCCCAGGCUCCUGCUCUGCAUCAUCACCACUCUAUGAACGGUUCCGUUCCUUCUCACAUGCCACAAGCAUCGGCUUCUACUCCUCAGACAAACGGCCGACCAGAAUUGAAUCGUGCUCACACAUUCCCCACUCCUCCGGCUAGUGCAUCCAGCUUGAUUGGCAUCCCUAACCAAGGCAGCACCUAUGAUUGGAACAGCCAGAAUAUCAACUCCACGGUUCAGACGUCUCAGAAUGUGCCCAUCGACAACGGAUUGAACAGUACAAGGUCAAUGCCCACUACACCGGCCACUACGCCACCAGGAAACAACCUGCAGGGCAUGCCACCAUACCAGAACCAACCGGCUUACGACAGCUCCAAGUCAUACUACUCGGCAGCUCCUUCAUCUCAGGCUCAAUAUGCCUCCCAGCCACUACCUGCCCACUCUCUCACGUAUGGUCAGCCCAUGAUGAAAGAUCUUGGUUCUUCAGGACGGCCCCCUCUUGGUCCUGUUGAGCAGGAGCACGAUGAGGUCAAGGUUGACCGUUACAACCAGCCCAAUGGUCAAGUUACGAACGGCACGGAGGAAGAGAAUGGUCAACAGCAGGAGCCCGAGUAUGUACAGGACAAUGUCGCUGGAUCCUACGCAAACCGCAACUCUUACACCUAUACGACCAACCCAUCUGUAUCCUCGCUUUCAGGAGAUCAUUCUCAGUUGGGCGGAUCCCCUUCGCAUCAGAACGGAAGUGACAGAAUGACACCGCGUACUGCGGGCACUAACCCACCGCCGCAAUGGUCUCAAGGUUACAACACCCCUCCAAGGGCUGUACCAGCAGGCAGUAUUUCCAAUAUUGUUAGCGACACUCGAGGAGCACCUAAUGGCGACUCAUACGCCCCCGGCACUGCAUAUGCAUCAAACUAUUCCGGUUACUCGUCGGUGAAUGGAUCAUCUAUGGGAUCCACAAAAAGAAUGCGAGACGAUGAUGACGACCAUCUGUCGCGAUCAGAUGGCCGUGAAAAUGAAUACGAGACCAAGCGUCGUAAGACUUUGACUGAGCCUCCCGUUGGAGGUGCUUUUAUGCAAAUGCAGCAGCAACCAGUCCCUGCAGGAGGAGUAAUGCGACGCCGAUGA
This is a messenger RNA of Talaromyces marneffei, 1899 nucleotides long. RefSeq lists its product as uncharacterized. Gene Ontology annotation, molecular function: sequence-specific DNA binding; DNA-binding transcription factor activity. The record is from RefSeq and is a predicted model, not a curated record. Bases 1 to 1899 code for a protein of 632 amino acids. The transcript has 4 exons. Gene Ontology annotation, biological process: positive regulation of transcription by RNA polymerase II. Gene Ontology annotation, cellular component: nucleus. NCBI's taxonomy places the organism in Eukaryota, Fungi, Ascomycota, Eurotiomycetes, Eurotiales, Trichocomaceae.